Gekko japonicus is the source of this 2403-nucleotide messenger RNA. Its product is annotated as vomeronasal type-2 receptor 26-like. Gene Ontology annotation, cellular component: membrane. Gene Ontology annotation, biological process: G protein-coupled receptor signaling pathway. The record is from RefSeq and is a predicted model, not a curated record. Gene Ontology annotation, molecular function: G protein-coupled receptor activity. Lineage: Eukaryota; Metazoa; Chordata; Lepidosauria; Squamata; Gekkonidae. Bases 1 to 2403 code for a protein of 800 amino acids. The transcript is spliced from 5 exons.
AUGACUCAAAACUAUCAGCACAUCCUAGCCUUGGUAUUUGCUAUAAAGGAAGUCAGUGAGAAUCCCCACAUCUUACCCAAUGUCACCCUCGGAUUCCAUAUCUAUGAUAGCUAUUCAAAAGCAAAGUGGACCUAUCAAGCCAUGUUGCAACUUACUUCCACAAAGAACAGAUUUACCCCCAACUACAAGUGUGACAUUCAGGAUAAUCUCAUUGCAAUCACAGGUGGACUUCGUUCUGAAACAUCUUAUCAUAUAGCAAACAUUGUGAGCCUGUACAAGAUCCCUCAGCUCUUGUAUGGAUUUACACCAGAGCAGAAUGAUAAAAUGCAAGUUCUUUUCUCCUACCGGAUGUUUCCAAAUGAAGCCCUUCAGUACAGGGGCAUUCUCCAGUUACUUCUCCAUUUCAAGUGGACAUGGAUUGGUUUCAUUGCUGAUAACAGUGAGAACGGAGAAAGAUUUCUGCAGAGGAUGCUUCCAGAUUUUUCCCAGAAUGGCCUCUGUUUUGCCUUCACAGGAGCAUACCCCAAUUUAGGUUUCGAUGAUAAUAUUGGAGUCACAUGGGAGUGGAUGGUGGAAAUGUAUAAUAAAGUCAUGAACAGUAGAGCUAAUGCAAUCAUCUUCUAUGGAGAAGCUGAUUCUAUGAUAAAUUUCAGGUGGUUGCUGCAUGUGCCAGAUGUUGAAGAUGAAAUAGCAAAGCCCAAAGGUAAAGUGUGGAUUCUGACAGCCCAGAUGGACUUCAUGUCACUUCCCUAUCAAUAUACUUGGGAUAUUCAAGUCAUCCAUGGUGCUAUAUCCUUUGCAAUUCACUCCAGCGAGCUCCCUGGAUUCCAGCAGUUUCUUCAUAGCAGAAAUCCUUCUAGCAUAAAAGAAGAUAGUUUUAUCAGGGCCUUCUGGGCAAAGGCAUUUGACUGUGUAUUCUCAAACUCUGUCUCAGAUGAGGCUGAAGAGAAGAUGUGCACUGGAGAAGAGAGGCUGGAGCACCUUCCAAGACACAUUUUUGAAACAAGCAUGACUGGCCACAGCUACAAUAUCUAUAAUGCUGUGCAAGUUGUGGCCCAUGCUUUACAUGCUAUGUAUUCCUCUGGAUUGAGAAGUACAACAAUGAUACCAGAAAAAAAGAAGCUUCAGAAGGAGCAGCCCUGGCAGCUCCAUCACUUUCUGAGAGGUGUCUCAUUUAACAACAGCGUUGGGGACAAGGUUUCCUUUGACCACAAUGGGGAUUUAGAAGCAGGAUUUGAUGUUAUCAACUGGGUCACAUUCCCAAACCAAUCUUUUGUUAGAGUGAAAGUUGGUAAGAUGGAUCCCCAGGCUCCUCCUUAUCAUGAGCUUACUGUUAAUGAGGAUGCUAUCGUAUGGCACAGCAGGUUUAAUCAGGCACAACCCCUUUCUGUAUGUAGUGACAAGUGCCAUCUUGGUUACAGCAAGCAAAUGAAAGAGGGGGAGCCAUUCUGCUGCUAUAAUUGCAUUCAGUGUCCAAAGGGGAAGAUAUCUGAACAGGAAGAUAUGGCUGACUGCUAUAAGUGCUCAGAUGACCGAUAUCCAAACAAGGACCAAAAUGUAUGCAUCCCCAAAACAGUGACCUUCUUGUCCUAUGAUGAACCUUUGGGGAUGAGCUUAGCUAUUGUUGCUCUUUCCUUUGGUGUCAUCACAGCCCUGGUGCUGGGAACCUUUGUGAGGCACCACGACACUCCCAUAGUCAGAGCCAACAACAGGAGUCUCACUUAUACUCUUCUCAUCUCCCUCCUGCACUGCUUCCUUUCUGCACUGCUAUUCAUCGGCUACCCUGAUAAGAUAACCUGUCUCUUCCGUCAAACUAUUUUUGGUAUUAUCUUCUCAGUGGCUCUUUCUUCUGUAUUAGCAAAAACUAUCACAGUGGUUUUGGCCUUCAUGGCCACUAAGCCUGGAAGCAGGAUGAGGAAGUGGGUGGGGAAAAGCCUGUCCAUUUCAAUUGUUCUUCCCUGCUGUUUUAUUCAAGUAGGUAUUUGUGUCAUUUGGAUAGUAAACUUCCCCCCAUUCCCAGAUACUGACAUGCAUUCAAUGACUGAAGAAGUUGUAUUAGAAUGUAAUGAAGCAUCUCCUAUCAUGUUUUACUGUGUCUUGAGCUACAUGGGUUUCCUGGCAAUUGCCAGCUUUACUGUGGCUUUCUUUGCCAGAAAGCUACCUGAUAGUUUUAAUGAAGCCAAGUUUAUCACAUUCAGCAUGCUGGUCUUUUGCAGUGUUUGGCUAUCCUUUGUUCCAAGCUACUUGAACACCAAAGGGAAAUACAUGGUAGCUGUAGAGAUCUUCUCCAUUUUAACCUCCAGUGCUGGGGUGCUGGGUUGUAUUUGUGUCCCCAAAUGCUUCAUUAUUAUGCUCAGGCCUAAGAUGAACAACAGAGAGUUGUUGAAAAGGAGAAACUGUUGA